AUGAUUUCUUCAAAGCCCAGACUUGUCGUACCCUAUGGCCUCAAGACUCUACUCGAGGGAGUUAGCAGAGCCAUUCUCAAAACCAAUCCGCCAAAUAUCACCCAGUUUGCUGCAGUGUAUUUUAAAGAACUUAUUUUGUUUAGAGAAGGAAACAUUGCCAUGGAUAUAAAAGAACUGGUUAAACAAUUCCAUCAGAUAAAAGUUGAGAAGUGGUCAGAAGGAAUGGUACAAGAGAAGAAAACAGAAUGUGUAAUGGAAGUGGAAAGACCAUCUGUCAUUUCCCCAGAACCUACACGGAAGGAAAAAUCUACAGACACAGAGGAGGACAACAUAAGUGGCCCACUACUUAUCAACAAAACCACCCAGUUUCCAUCAGUUCAUGCUGAACUCCGAGAGCCUGUGGAUGAACAUGACAUAGUUUGUGGUUCUCCUUCGAAACCAUCCACCCCGAAGGCUACUACCCCACCUUUAUCACCAUCUCCAGCAGCUGUCCCACCAGAGUUUGCCUAUGUCCCAGCUGAUCCAGCUCAGUUUGCUGCCCAGAUGUUAGCAAUAGCAGCAAGCGAAGCAGGACAACCACCACCAUAUUCUAACAUGUGGACCCUUUAUUGUCUAGCUGAUAUGAAUCAACAAAGCCGCCCAUCACCACCACCUGCACCUGGGCCUUUCCCCCAAGCAACCCUUUAUCUAUCUAACCCUAAGGAUCCACAGUUUCUGCAGCAUCCACCGAAAGUCACUUCUCCAACUUAUGUGAUGAUGGACGACAGCAAGAAGACCAGUGCCCCACCUUUUAUUUUAGUAGGCUCAAAUGUUCAGGAAGCACAGGAUUGGAAACCUCUUCCUGGACAUGCUGUCGUUUCACAGUCAGAUGCCUUGAAGAGAUAUGCUGCAGUACAAGUACCCAUUGCUGUUCCUGCAGAUCAGAAAUUCCAGAAACAUACCCUAAAUCCCCAGAAUACUAGUCCUCCUACGAGUGGACAAGAUGUCCCCCGACCACAAAGCCCAGUGUUUCUUUCUGUUGCCUUCCCAGUAGAAGAUGUAGCCAAAAAAAGUUCAGGAUCUGGUGACAAACGUACUCCCUUUGGAAGUUACGGUAUUGCUGGAGAAAUUACCGUGACUACUGCUCAAGUUCGCAGAGCAGAAACUUAA
Chrysochloris asiatica (Cape golden mole) is the source of this 1149-nucleotide messenger RNA. It is a transcript of the gene CABYR, whose product is annotated as calcium binding tyrosine-(Y)-phosphorylation regulated. NCBI's taxonomy places the organism in Eukaryota, Metazoa, Chordata, Mammalia, Afrosoricida, Chrysochloridae. The coding region runs from base 1 to 1149 and encodes 382 amino acids. Gene Ontology annotation, molecular function: calcium ion binding. The record is from RefSeq and is a predicted model, not a curated record. Gene Ontology annotation, cellular component: cytoplasm; sperm fibrous sheath. The transcript has 4 exons. Gene Ontology annotation, biological process: sperm capacitation.